UUUAAAGUCAAAUCAUGAAUAAUAUACAUCGAUAAAACGAUUAAAAAGGUCUUUACAGUACAAUGGUACGAUUUGAGGCUUAUUUUAGUUAUUCGUUUUAUAAAAGAGACUUUAGUUUAUUUUCGUAAUUACAUCAGAGCAGGUGCAAAAAAGCUUGAAUUAUUUCUAGAAUAAUUUGAUCACGAUGUCUCAAAAAAUUUCGGCGGUUAAAAUUCAGAUAUCUAAUCCUAAAUCAGUCGAAAGGGGAUACUCGCAUGGGAUCAGUAUGACUUCAACGGGUUCAUCAGUUAAAAGGUCAAAGGUCAAACCAGCCGCAGUUCGAGUGAAGUCGCCAAAAACUAGUGCUGGCAAAGGCCGGAGAAAGAGCAAAGGAGGGAACAGUGGUGCAGCUAGAAGACCCAGUCUUCUGGAGCAGAUUCGCAGAGACAGACUCGACAAAAUCAGGGAACUAGUUUACGAUCACGACGAAAAAGAAAUCAGAGAGUUCUUAAUCUAUAUUCUGGAUAAAUUACCCGGAGUGAUGUUAGACCUUGUAUCUUAUCACCAACAACCAUUGGUCGCGAUUUCAUCAAAAUCCCCAGCAGCCGAAAGUGAACAAAGCCAACGGAUGAGUGUCGCCAUGAGCAGAAUGUCAAUAGCUGCACAGCCGAUAGAAGAAAACGCGAAAGAAAAGCAAGAAAAAAGGAGUUUUGUCAAAAUGUUGGCAACCAUAUUAAAAGAAAACCAGUAGCUAGCUUUCAAUACAAUUUAGAUACUUAUUUAAAAUUCAGUUUAAAAAUGA
Symsagittifera roscoffensis is the source of this 781-nucleotide messenger RNA. RefSeq lists its product as uncharacterized. The record is from RefSeq and is a predicted model, not a curated record. The transcript has 3 exons. Bases 185 to 730 code for a protein of 181 amino acids. Lineage: Eukaryota; Metazoa; Xenacoelomorpha; Acoela; Convolutidae.